Iphiclides podalirius (scarce swallowtail) is the source of this 771-nucleotide messenger RNA. NCBI's taxonomy places the organism in Eukaryota, Metazoa, Arthropoda, Insecta, Lepidoptera, Papilionidae. The record is from the annotation of a GenBank genome assembly.
AUGCCUCGUAAACCAUGUUACUGGACUCGUAAACUAGAGUUAGAUUUAGUAGAAUUCGUGAGACAGAGAGACUUUAUUUGGAAACCAUAUGGUAACACCAAUCAUCAAAUUCAGCAGAAAUAUAAAGCUUAUGCAGAGUUUGCUGCCAGGUUAGGCCGUGGUUAUUCUGCACGCUCAGUGAGGGAUCGCUGGGUGAACAUCCGAAGCACGUUCAAUCACAACCUUCGACGCGUGGACAAGUCAAAGGAGACGGCCGGGUCACCCGCCGAAGUGUUUGUACCAUGCUGGCCAUUAUGGAAGCCAUUACAGUUUCUGCGAGAGAUACCCAGAAAGGAGGACUUAAACAAUUAUGAGACAUAUCAACCGAUCCGACGUGAUACGGGCGUUAAGCAAGAAACCAAUGAACUCGUGAAAGAGGAACUGCGAUCGGACGUUGAGGAACUGCAGUUGGGUAUCAGGCAACGAGGCAGAAGGACGGACAGGCCGCGACGCCGUCUAAAACCGUUAAAGAGGAAAAAGAAGACCGACAAAUGUAUCGGACUGAUCGAAGACCUCGUCAAAGCCUUAAGACCCAUCGUGCCCAAUUCGGUGUCUGCAUCGGAGAGGGAGGACGAAGCGAGCUUCUGGUUUUUCGGGAGGCACGUCACCGAAAGGAUGAACGCGAUGAGGGACGUAGACGCGUCCUGCGCCAAUAGAGAAAUCCUCAAUCUGCUGGACAGAUACAGCCAGUUGAACGGCGCCGCAAUCAAAAGCGAAGACUCCACUUCGGAU